Molecule: messenger RNA, 1323 nt
Organism: Myotis daubentonii (Daubenton's bat)
Lineage: Eukaryota; Metazoa; Chordata; Mammalia; Chiroptera; Vespertilionidae
Gene: TLE7
Product: TLE family member 7
Exons: 9
Coding region: 1-1323 (440 amino acids)
Biological process (GO): negative regulation of canonical Wnt signaling pathway; regulation of DNA-templated transcription
Cellular component (GO): nucleus; transcription regulator complex
Molecular function (GO): transcription corepressor activity; protein binding
Source: RefSeq, a predicted model, not a curated record
AUGAGCGCAAAGAAGGAAGAGACCGCUUUCAGUAUUCUCAGAAUUUAUGCGGGAUCAGAGCCGAGGAGGUAUGAGCCAGAGGGCUCUGGCCUUUCCUCUCAGCACAGGCAUCAAGCACAGCCCCAGCUGGAUGGGGUGUGUGGCACCCCGCAGUGGUCCCCAGGCUCCCCGGCGCAGCAGGGCCCGGUGUAUCAGGAGAUGAGCACUGUGACCCCGCAGCAGUGGGCCCUCCAGGCCCUCGACAGGUCCGAGCUCCAGGCCAGCUGGUUCUCCGAGGGGCGGUCCAGGGAAGAAGCAGAGUUUGCCUCCAGCAGCUUACUAGGAUUCGAGUUUGGCCUGCCUUGUUCUUCGCCUCGGCCCAGCGACAAAGUCUGGUCCUUCCUCAGAGCAAUUCCUCCCGUGGCAGACGAAGUGGUGGUCAGGCAGAGGAUCCCACGCAAGUCCUGGAAGGUGGGCAGACUCUGCCACGGCAAGAAAGUCUCUGCCAUUGCCAUCAGCAGCUCGACUCACCACGUGUACACGUGUGGCCACGGCUACCUCAGGGUGUGGGACGAGAGUGCCCUGCAUACCUGGAACAAGGCCCCGCAGGCCCAGCUGAACUUCCAGGACCGUCAUAACUGUGUCCUCAGCUGCAAGCUGUUCCCCGACGAGCAGAGCCUGAUCACCGGGGGGGUGUCCCGGACCCUGACGCUUUGGGAUCUGGCACCCACACCCCGCAUCAGGGCACAGCUGGCCUCCGCAGGCCCCAUAUGCUACUCUCUGGCCAUCUCCUCCAAUGCCCAGAUCUGCUUGGCUUGUUUCAAAGGAUUCAUUGAGAUUUGGGAUCUGCAGAACCAAAUCUUGAUCAGGAAGCACCAAGUCCCUGAAUAUGGGUCCCGAUGUGUGGAUAUCACGGGCAAUAAGUUCUGGACCGGAGGCGAAGACACCAGCCUGUAUUCCUGGGACCUGAGGAGCUGCCAGAAGCUGCAGCAAUACAACCUCCACCAUGAGAUCCUCAGCAUCGCCCACGACCCCAGCGAGGAGUGGCUGCUAGUGGGCCUGCGGACCAGUGACAUCAUCAUCCUGCACACGCACCGGAAGGAGGCGUUUAAGGCCGUCAUACAUAAAUACGUCCACCACCACAACCUCAAGUUUGCCGCCUCUGGGAGCUAUUUUGUGACCACAAUGGAUGAGUCGAUCUACUGCUUAUCUGCACCUUAUCUACAAAGGUUGUUUCAGGAGGAGGAGUCUACAGAAGUCCUGUGUUGCGACGUGUCCUCCGACAACCAGUAUCUGGUCACAGGCUCCAGAAACUGUGCCACGGUUUACAAGCUCUUGUAUUGA